Molecule: messenger RNA, 3273 nt
Organism: Neocloeon triangulifer
Lineage: Eukaryota; Metazoa; Arthropoda; Insecta; Ephemeroptera; Baetidae
Exons: 6
Coding region: 196-1326 (376 amino acids)
Source: RefSeq, a predicted model, not a curated record
GCGGCGGCGGUAAUCGAUUCCUCCAUCCAGUGGUGUGCGCGAUGGCUGGCCGGGCUAGGGCCGGGCGGGUGGCUCUCCACAGUGCACAGUCCUCCUCGAGGGAAUGCACCCUCCAGCCGACGAGUACAGCCGACCAGGAGUGAGUGCCGCGCCGAGAUGUGCAACUUUUGCUAGCCGACAAGUUUGGAAAAUAAAAUGAGGACUGCACGCACUUUGCUGGCCCAGCCUCCGGCGACGCAGCCGACGUCCACGGUCGAGCCCGACUUCACGGCGGCAGGCAACGGUUCAUCGACAAACUCGACCGGCGGUUUUUUCGUGGACAAUGAAAACGAAGACGGAGCCGGCUUGUCGGAGGCGCAAACGGUCAUGCUCGCGCUGCUCGCCACGCUCGUCCCCCUGCUGCUCAUCGUCAUAAUCGUAUUUACCGCCAGGGUCGUUUGGCGCAAAUUCGGCGCUGGAAGCGAGGACGGUGCUUUGCGGAGGGCGGAGAGCUCGGAGCCGAACGCGGCCAAAUCUGCAGCCAGCAUGGGCCAUUUGCUGCCUGAAGAGUUGAAGGCAAGCGAGUCGCAGUCGACAGUGACGCCGUCGGUGGACGAGCUGUCCGAAACGCCCAAGUCGCCCCUGCUGAGCUCGUCGCAGCGGGUGUCGACGUCAGGGCCCCCGAGCGUGGCGGCGCAGCCUCUGAGCCACCACCAAGCGAGCGCAAAGAGCGCCAACGGCAGCAUCAUCACCCUCACAAUGCAGAAUAAUCACCUCAUCGUAGAAACAGAGACAACUGGCGAGGACUUGGUGACGAGCAGCGACGCCGCGUCUGCGGACAGCGUGACGCUGGAGGUGGGCGGCGUGAGCGAGCUGGCGGCGCAAAUCCACGCGCCGCCGUCGCCGCCGUGCUUCACGGGGCUGAGCGUCUCCUCGAGCAGCCUAUCCGGGCCGCCGUCCUACUGCUACUCGACGCAGACCGCGUACGGCGUCACGCCGCUCUGCCAGCCCAUCACGAAGCCCCUGCUCGAGGCCAACAAUCGCCACGCGAUCGACGACCCCAACCACAUUUCGGCCAAGAUUCUGCGCCGACGCCUGCACUCGGCCUACAGCCAGGUCUUGGACGACGCCGACUUCGCGCCCAACCACCACCGCACCGCCAGCCUGCCGCCCAUCAAACUCACCAGGACCAACACGGUGGUGUCCGAGGCGCCGCCGGCCGAACCGCCGGCGGUGGCGCCGCCCCGCGGCGCCGGCAAGUUCAAGGCGCGGGCCUCGCUGCCCUGCAUCAACGCGCCGAUUCUGAGCAAAAUUUUCGGCGACAAGCCGGCGUCGAUCGCCGAGUGAGAGAACUCGGACGUUCAUGCAAGCAGGGUCCUGUGAUUUUUUAUUUGUUCUAAAAAGUUCUUUCAUUUUUUUUUUUUUGACAGAAGGUGUGGAAAUUUCGGAGAUCUUUUAAAAAAGUAAAAUAAAACAAUUUUCCAAAAUUGAAAUUGUCUUUACUGUCAGUUUUUCUCUAAAAAAAUUAUUUUAAAGCUCCAAAUUAAUUUUCAAAAUUAUAAAUGAAAAAAGUAAAACAUGAUUUCUUUAAAUCAUUUUUGAACACAUCAUUCAAUAGAAGAAAAUAAUGUAUAUUAAUAAUUUUUAUGAAUUUUAAUUGUAUUUUCCUUUAUUUUUAAUGUAUAUGUAUACAUAAAUUUCUUGAUAAUUGCUUUAGUUAAACAUCAUAUAUCAUAUUAUAUCAAAUAUUCACACCUUCUAAUAGUCAAUUGCAAAAUAUGAUUUCUUUCUAAGUUUCUGUUAUCAUUUGUAAGAAAAGGUUUGCAGUUGAGAACAGACUGAUUAGUGUUGGUAAAUUCAAGUUUAAGCAAAAUCAGAGUGGUGGACUAAACUGAUUUCAAUCGGAACACUCAAUCAUCGCCAAACCGAAUUGAAUGUGCUGUGAAGAAUCGAUAUAUUUGCCAUUAUAAGAAUAUUAUUUCCUUUCUUUAACAAGUCAAUAUUUAAAUUUCGGCGCCUCAGUCUAACAUUUUCAAAGGGUUACAUAAAUUUUUUCGAUUAUUCUGCAGCAAAAUAGCAAUAGGUCACUUAAGCUAAAUGUCACACAAAAUAACAGAGAUCAAAAUUUAUUAAUCAGCCGUUAUAUUAAAAAUAACCGCAUUCUCACGCAUACUGUACAUUAAAUUCGUCUAGCUCCAUGAAAUGUCAUGUAAUCCAGUUGUCGUAAAUAAUUCUAAAUGUGAGUAGAUUGCAAAAAAUAUACUUGGAAUCAAUGUCUGAGCCACGCUAACAGAGAUUUCAGCAAUUGAAAAAAAGCCAAUGCCCCAGAACUUCACCUAUUUUGUCAUGUUGAUAUCCAACUCUAUAUUUAUUCUUGCGCUUCUAGUCAAUCCACCGCAGACCCUCUGUUAGCAUCCGUAAAUAAAUAAAUACAUCUCGUUUCCGAAUUCCGAAUGAAAGUGGAGAAAAUGAAUUUAAAUAAAAAAGUGUUCCUGAAUAAAUGCGGUUACUAAGAAAGUGUCAUUGGGUCCAAAGAAAAUUGAUGUUUCCAUAUCACCCUUAUAUGUGUGCUUGUGACGAAUGCUCACAAAACAGACCUUUAACAGAAAAUCAAAAUUUAUAUCAUCGCUGGUAUGUAAAUGUUCAUUUGAAAUUUUAACUGCAAGUGCUUCAAGUCCAAAUAUAGCCAAAAGCAGAAGGAUCCGGUGAUUUUGUUUAAAAAAUUGUCAAAACUAGCAGAUCAUUGUGUUCAAACAAGAGAUAAAAAAUUAAUAACUGCCCAAGGGUUUUGUGGAAAACAAAUUUACACUAACUCACCCCAAAAAUACAUCAAUUUUUGAAAAUUUGUGUGCUUGUUGCAGAGACCUAUUCAAACAAUCUUCUCAUAAUGAACGCAGUUUUUAAAAAAAAAUUUAUUUAUAAUCUUCUAUACUUUGUGCUACAAUAGCAGAAAGUGUUCAGAUAUAUAUGUCUGGAAAACUAUACUUUUGGAAAAAGGGUCAAAUGUUUGCUAGUGCGCAAUUGAAUUAAAAUGACAAACAGCCAGCAAAUUUUGUGAGGCGUUCUUACGGGUUUUUUCAUUGAUAUAAAGAAUACACAAUGCUUUCUUUGAUCGAAAGAGCGUAGUAAAAAAGCGAGUUUUGUAAAAAAUGAAGAGUUGACGAGAGCAACAAUCUCUCACAACGUGUUGUAAUAUAAAUGCAUUUAUGAUGAAAAUAAAUACGCAUGAAAUUACUGUAGAUUUUAGCACCACAAAUAGUAUACAUUAUGUAUGAAUAAAAGGCAAUAAAGUAA